Molecule: messenger RNA, 1603 nt
Organism: Myodes glareolus (Bank vole)
Lineage: Eukaryota; Metazoa; Chordata; Mammalia; Rodentia; Cricetidae
Source: RefSeq, a predicted model, not a curated record
CUCAGAGACUCAGAGUCUGGAGCCACAAGGUUUCCCUGCCUGGAUCUAGAGGCCUCUCGCCAGGGUAUAACUCAGGAUCUUUAUUCCUGAAAACCAGUCACAAUGGGAGACCAAGCCCCGCUGACACUCCAGCAGCUAGCAAUAGAGAGCCUGCUGAAGGAGGAGCCCUUGGCCUUUCCUGCUGCUGUGGCGGGCCUGCCCCGGUUGCUGUUCCCAGCCAUGCUUGAGGUGGCCUUCAGGAACAAUCAGACCAACAUUCUGCCGGCCAUGGUGCUUGCCUGGCCAUUCACGUGCCUUCCCGUAGGAUCCCUGAUGAAGACCCCACACCUGGAGACUUUGAAGGCCCUGCUUGAUGGACUAGAUAUGCUGCUUACAGAGGAGGCUUGCCCCAGAAGGGGGAAAAUCAGAGUGCUGGAUCUGACAGAUGUGGACCCUGGUUUCUGGAGCAUAUGGACUGAAAUGUAUGAAAAGGACUGCUCUCAUCAGGACAGGAGACAGAAGAAGCCAGUGGAGACGUGUCCUUGCUCAGGGGUGAAGAAAUAUUUGCACGUAGUAACUGAUCUCAAACUUGUGGACAAUCAGUUCGAUGAAUGUGCCAUGUACUUGUGGGAAUGGGCCCAGCAGAGGAAAGGUUCCGUUCAUUUAUGCUGUCAAAAGCUUGAGAUUUUGGACCCAUAUUUGGCCGAUGCCAAAGACAUCUUGCAGUCAGUAGAUCUCCCCUGUAUACGUGAGCUGAAGGUAAGAAAUUUAUGGAUUGAAGAAAUGGCUCCUUUUGGAUCAUACCUGGGACAGAUGAGAAGCCUUCACACACUCAUGCUGGAAGGCCUCGUGAGUAAUUUCAGGAUCGGUGAGGCUGAAGAGCUGGAAGAUGAGUUGAUGAACACAUUGUUCUCACAAUUACCCAAAUUGCACUGCCUCCAGCAUCUCUAUGUAGAUGAUAUUUAUGUUCUAGUUGGCAGCCUGGCAGAGUGGCUCAGGUGCCUGCAGAAGCCCUUGGAGACCCUGUCCAUCACCUUCUGUCGCCUCACACAGAGAGACCUGGAUUACCUGCCCCAGUGCCUGAAUCUUUCUGGGCUCAAGCAUCUCUACCUGAGUAAAACACUUCUUUUUGAAGUGUCGUUUGAACCUCUUGGAAAGCUCCUCGAGAGAGUCAAAGACACCUUGCAAACUCUGGUGUUGGAGAAAUGUUUGCUGGAGGAUUCUGCAUUUAAUGAUUUUAUGCCUGCCCUGAGUCAAUGCUCCCAGCUCCUCAAGAUCAAUUUUGUCGGUAAUAAACUGUCUCUGUCCCUCCUGAAGCAACUCCUUCACCACACAGCCAAACUGAACAAGCUAACCCAGGAGGUAUACCCUGUUCCUCUGGAGUGCUAUGACAAUAGAGGCCUAGUGCUUAUAGAGAGAUUUGACGAAAUAUGUCCUGAGCUUCUGGAUAUACUCAAGUCCAAAAGACAGCCCAAGGCAGUCAGUUUUGUGUCCACCGACUGUCCCAAAUGUGGGCAGUCCUGUGUCUAUGACCUGGAGAGCAGACAUUGCCUUUGCUGGCGAUAAAUUGGGGAAGGUUGCUGCUUGGUACCAAGAUUAAAAAAAAAUUAGAUUUUGGGCAGGA